GAUUGAUUCAGUAGUUUGUUGCUCAUGACAACACAAUAGUAAAGAUGUCUGGUUUACCGCGAGAAGUUCUUAAAUGGAUCCAGAGCCUGGACCUCACUUGGCAAAUAAAGACACCAAAGUGGGAUCUCACAAAUGGAUACCUAGUGGCAGAAGUAUUUUCAUGGUACUUCCCACAAGAAAUUCAAAUGCACUCAUAUAACAAUGGAACAUCACUAGACUCAAAGUUAAAAAAUUGGAGUUUACUCAGAUUGUUCAUUAAAAGACACAACCUAGAUAUAGCCGAGGAACUGUUAGAGGGAACCAUUCACUGCAAGGAGGGAGCCUCUACACUUCUCACCGAACGAAUUUAUGAAAUUUUAACAAAUAGGAAAGUUCGAAAACAAACUAAAGAUGAUGAAAUUGACUUCACCGACCGAGCGUACCAGAACAGAUUACCAAUGCACGCCCGUUCAACAGCUUCGAAAGCUGUCAAAAACAACCUCAGGAUCACAGAAACGAUGGCAGACCAAAAUCUUAUCCUCAGUGCUCAAAAGUCACAAAAAAUAAUCAAUGACCACAUAGAACAUAGACGCCAGGAGCGAUAUGAGAACCCCGUUCGAUUCAAUGUGAAGCCCACUCUAGGAGAGAGGAGUUUACGUAGGCCGCCCGCACAGCCAAAACAACCAACAUACGAUACAGACAAAACACUGGACUCCAUUGGCCAGGAUGGACCCCACCCAGAAUUACCAGCUUACUCCCGGGAACCUAGUGUACAGUUCAAGGAGAUACAAGUGAACCAAGUUGACAAAUCGGCACUGUAUAACAUGCCUGUCCAGGGCUUCUAAUGGCUCAACCUACAGUUAUUCCUAAUGUGCAGAAGUUUGGAAGUUUGUUUUUAAACUGGAUUUUCUGUGAGAUGUUUGAUUACUGCGUAUGAUGAGACCAAAGGGAGAUAACUUGGUAUGUUUCCUAGGGAUAUUACUGGAGUACCUAGGAUCAAACACACAUUCAGGGUGACAGGUUCAGCACAUGGCCACUGGAACAAACUGCAUGGUGGUAGAAUUUCUGUACAAGUUCUAGCUUAGAAGAGCUUUGGUAUCAGACGGACUAUUCUGGAGUUAAAUAAAUAAAUACAAACCAGAAAAAAUAUGUCACAUCAGUUUCAAAAAUGUUUGGCUCAUUUUUGUAAUACAUUCGAUAUUACAUAUUUUUCAUUUGAAACCUAUCUAUGUCAUUGAUAUCAGCUUUGGUGGUAAACAAAUACAUGUAAACUGAA
Messenger RNA from Mizuhopecten yessoensis (Yesso scallop), 1255 nucleotides. Its product is annotated as spermatogenesis-associated protein 4-like. Gene Ontology annotation, cellular component: axoneme. Gene Ontology annotation, biological process: regulation of cytoskeleton organization. Bases 45 to 824 code for a protein of 259 amino acids. Gene Ontology annotation, molecular function: microtubule binding. The record is from RefSeq and is a predicted model, not a curated record. NCBI's taxonomy places the organism in Eukaryota, Metazoa, Mollusca, Bivalvia, Pectinida, Pectinidae. The transcript has 6 exons.